UUUUAUCUCUCAUUCAUAUGAAAAUAAAUAUGAGUUUUGAAAAAUGUAAAACGGGUUCUAUAAACUAUAAACGUAAUGCUAUUAUACUUUCUUAAUUUUCAAGCAUUUUUGUUUCACGUUUCAAUUUAAUUUAUCUUACGUUUAUAGACUUGAUUUGAUCUUAGUAAAUUUAUCAAAUCUAUGUUUUUCCGCCCUUAUUUUCACUCUUGCUAGAAAUAUCAAGAAUGAGAACCUUUAAUCGCCACCGUCCUAAAAAAAUCAACCAAUAAUAUCUUAUUUACAUUUUUGUUUGUGAAAAAAAAUAAACACCAAGUGAAAUUAAAAUAGAACAUUAAUGGAUUUAAAUCGAUAAAACUAACAAUAAAUCGCUCAAUUUUAAUUAAAUAAGUUCUAUUUUUUUGGUUAAGGAGAUUACAUCGAUAGACUCUCGAUUUCAAUGGUUUUAACUGUAGGUUUUAUUUUUUUUUUUAAAUUUUUUAGAUCCGAAUUGAUAAAAAAGUGGAAAUUCAAAUAUUAAGUAUUUAAAAUAAAUAAAACAUUAUUAAUUUCCUCACCCUUAGCCGUCAGCUCUUCUAUCUUUUUAUUCGUUUUUUUACUGAAACCUUAAAAUCCCUAAUUUCCUAACACAACCCCCUCUCAGCCUCUCUGCCGCUCGUUGCUCGAUCUCCCCUCUCCUCACAGCACACCCGUCUCUCCAGUCCUGUCGCCUCUCACGUCUUACCUCGAAGCAACCUUCAUUUCACCCCAAUUUUACUUCAAAUCAGUAUUCUUUCUCAUCUUGGCUUCUUUCCUCCAACUCUGAAAUUAUUUUUGAUCUCCUCUGAUUAUCUCCUCCAAAUCGGUUUCUCUUCUCCGAAUAGAUACUCUCUCAUCUCGGUUCGCUGCUUGUAUCCUCCAACUUUUAAGAAUCUCACGCUAAGACAGAAACAAAUAGGGAAAAAAAAAAAAAGAAAGAAGCCAGCAUUGCUGCAAAAACUAUAAGGGCAUGGCCUCAACCGAGAGCUCCAGAUCUUCAACUGCUGGGUCUCCUGAUUCAUACAUAGGUAGCUUGAUAAGCUUGACUUCCAAGUCUGAAAUCAGAUAUGAAGGUGUUCUCUUUAACAUCAACACUGAAGAAUCCAGCAUUGGUUUGAGAAAUGUAAGGUCAUUUGGAACAGAAGGCCGGAAAAAAGAUGGUCCACAAGUUCCAGCAAGUGAUAAAAUUUAUGAGUACAUACUCUUCCGUGGAAGUGACAUCAAGGACUUGCAGGUUAAAUCUUCUCCUCCAGUUGUGACCCCAGCCCCUGUACACAAUGAUCCAGCUAUUAUACAGUCUCAUUAUCCCCAGUCAGCAAUUGCAUCCACUGGCUUGCCUUCUUCUGGUACUGGAUCUAUGCAAGAUCCAGGUUCCCAAACUUCAUCUGUUGGACUUGCUGGGCCAACAUAUGUAGGCAGUCUUCCAUUAUAUCGACCUGGUGCAAGUUUAGGGCCAUGGGGUUCAUCAACUGCUACAGCCGCAAAUGGUGGGCUUUCCAUGCCAAUGUACUGGCAAGGUUACUAUGGGUCCACAUAUGGUCUUCCUCCACAGCAGCAACCUUUGCUUCGACCCCCACCUGGCUUGUCAAUGCCACCUACUAUGAUGCACUCUAUGCAAUAUCCAGCCAUGAAUGUGUCAUUACCUACUGCAGCUUCUAACAUGCCAGCUUCUCAGUUGUCUGAAAAUAUUCCCCCUUUGCUGCCACCCUUUGGUACUGGCCCCCUGAAUUUGCAAUCUUCUGUGCUUCCAAUGCAGUCUUCCACAGUACUUUCAGACUCAUCAGCUAGUCUGAAUCCAGAUAGUGCUUCUGCUUCGACUCUUCCUACUGCAGCUCCAAGUACUAGCUUGCCAUUGGUAUCUCCAUUGAGUUCUGCUUUAGAUAAAAGUGCUGUCAUGUUGUCUCUUUCUGACAAACCUAAGACAGUCUCUGAUCCCACAAUGCCAGUCAAAGGCAUGUCUGAUUCUGCUUCCUCCAACAUGGGGACAACAACUGCAAUUUUGAAUGAUGGAAUGCUUCCUUCUUUAAUAACCCCAGGCCAGCUUUUACAAUCUGGAGUAGUCACAGCAUCUUCAUCUAUAUCUUCACAUAUAGCUCAGAAAGAUGUGGAGGUUGUGCAUGAUUCAUCUAAAGAGUCAACAUCAGCACCUGCAACAGCACCAAUUUCAGCAAAAGCACCACCACCUGUGUCAGCACGAGUACCACUGCCAGUGUCAGCACAAGCAUCGCCACCAUUGUUAGCACAUGCACCACCACAACCACUGAAAACAGGACAGGAACCGAUAUUGCCUUCACCUUCACCUGCUGAUCAGAAGCUACAUGGAGCUCCAAUACACACUCAUCAUAGUUAUAGAGGAGGACGUGGAAGAGGAAGAGGAAAUGGGAUUUCACGAUCAGCAACAAGAUUUACAGAAGAAUUUGAUUUCAUGGCGAUGAAUGAGAAAUUUAACAAGGAUGAAGUUUGGGGUCAUCUUGGCAAAAGUAGCCGAGCUCCAGAAGAUGCUGAUGAUUUACAAAAUGAAGAUGGUAUUGGAUCCUCAAAAGUGGAGGCUAAGCCUGUAUAUGUCAAGGAUGAUUUUUUUGAUUCCUUGUCCUGUGAUUCUCUUGAUGGUGGCUCUCGUGAUGGGAGAGCUAGAUUUUCAGAGCAAAUGAAAAGAGAUACAGAGACCUUUGGCGAUUUCCCAAGGCAUCGUGGUGGUGGUAGAGGUGGUGGACGUUUUCAUGGUGGUCGAGCACGUGGUUCAUAUUAUGGAAGAGGCUAUUAUGGUGGUGGGAGGGGUAGGGGAUAUGGCAUGGCAAAUCGUACCACCUAGUUAGCGGCAGCCCAAAUUGAGCACAGUUAGAAGAUCAAACUGCUAGCAGAAAUGUAUGUGAUGUUCCCUUCAAAUUGAAGAUGUUUAUGAUGGCCUUUGAUUGUAUUCCUACAAUGGUUGCUGCUUUAGGAUUUGACUAUUGAGCUAUAGAAAUAAGCAAACCCCAGAAGACAAAAGUAUUUCCAUAUUUCCCUGCCGCACAAGGUUUUCUAUGGAUGUAAGAUAUUUAAAAUAUCUUUAAUUUAAUUUGGAUACAUAAACAUUUCCUUGAAAA
Molecule: messenger RNA, 3101 nt
Organism: Durio zibethinus
Lineage: Eukaryota; Viridiplantae; Streptophyta; Magnoliopsida; Malvales; Malvaceae
Product: protein decapping 5-like
Biological process (GO): P-body assembly; cytoplasmic stress granule assembly
Cellular component (GO): P-body
Molecular function (GO): mRNA binding
Source: RefSeq, a predicted model, not a curated record